Cotesia congregata is the source of this 204-nucleotide messenger RNA. NCBI's taxonomy places the organism in Eukaryota, Metazoa, Arthropoda, Insecta, Hymenoptera, Braconidae. The record is from the annotation of a GenBank genome assembly.
AUGUUGGACGUAGGACAUGAAAUGACCGUUUAUAUUGACGUUCUGUCCGCGCUCUUAAAACAAAUUCUCCAACGACGUCCAGAAUUAAAACUUAUUAUAACAACCUCUGCUUCUAUACUAUUGAGUGAAAACUGCGGUGACAAUUGUUGUACAAAUCCAUCUACAAGAAUCACUGGGAGAUAUUCUGUUGUUUUUAACGGAUGA